AUGUUCGAAAGUGAAGAGAAAGGCGUGCGUACUGCUGUAGCCAAAAAACAGGAAGGUACUGAAGUGAAUGCACAAAAGGUUCUGGAGAUUCGAGAUCUCGUAAAAUAUUACGGAAAGUUACGAGUGUUGAAAGGAAUUACGUUCGACAUCCGCCAGAAUGAUUGCUUCGGAAUGGUUGGAGCUAGCGGAGCUGGCAAGACAACGACAUUCAACAUUAUUGUCGGGCUGAACUUACCCUAA
This is a messenger RNA of Cooperia oncophora, 240 nucleotides long. The record is from the annotation of a GenBank genome assembly. Lineage: Eukaryota; Metazoa; Nematoda; Chromadorea; Rhabditida; Trichostrongylidae.